This is a messenger RNA of Symbiodinium sp. CCMP2456, 1422 nucleotides long. Lineage: Eukaryota; Dinophyceae; Suessiales; Symbiodiniaceae. The record is from the annotation of a GenBank genome assembly.
AUGAUUGAAGCUGAUGACGCAGUGCCCGGCGAGAUGCCACGCCCCUCUGUUGGUGCAAGCAGCACCGGGCCGAGGAUCCCACCUCAGGCGGGAGGAUCAGCUGUUGUCGCCCAGAGGUGGGAGGACAUUCAAGCUAUCAUGAGAUCUGCUGAGGAUGAAUCCUGGAAGCCUUUACCUCUUCGGAUUCCCAAGAUGUCCUUCAAGAUGUUGCUUGAUGCCUUGCUGCCGGACACAGGCUCUCGGAACUACUUCGCAGUGAAUGUAGGAGCUCGGGAGGGGCUCUUCCAUGAUCCAGUUUAUCCACUCUUUGCAGAUGGCUACAGAGGUCUGGCGAUAGAAGCCGACCCUCAGUGGUACGAAAAUCUCACGGCCAACCUGGCAGAAGUUAACAGCAGCAAGGCUGUUUUCAUCGUCAAGGAGAAAGCCCAGCCCUACACCAUGAAGGAAGUCUUGGACAGGUUCCAGACACCACUGGAUUUUGAUUGUCUCAAGAUCGACAUCGACAGUAUAGACUUGCCGAUAUUGCAGAGCAUUCUGCAAACUGGGUUCUCGCCCAAGAUGUUCAUGAUCGAAGUGAACUACGACUUUCCGCCACCUUUCCAGUUUGCGCUCGAGUUUGAUUUGGACUGUAAGGCGAAAUUCUCUGAAGGGACCUUUGGUGCAUCUCCCGACGCAAUCUUCCGGGAGGCUUCUUUGCGCGGCUACUCGCUAGUGGCAUUUGAGGCGAUGGAUCUAGAAAGCGAAUUUGUGUAUAAUGAGCACAACAUGUGGUUCGUGCGCAAUGACCUGUUGGGACGAAGUGCCGAUGAUCCGGCUGUGACUUGGCGUGGCAUGGUGCGCAUGUACUGGGCGCAGUUUGCGAUGCUGCCAUGCCUUCAUGUGGGUUUUUAUCUGUCCACUGGAAAAUGGAUGUGCCCGAAGAGCCAGAUCAGAGAAAUCUUUUCCGAGCUGGGAGGCAACCACACGAGCUGGCCACUAGCGAAGAUGUCACACUACCUUUCGCAACGGGCAGCAAGAUCGAUGUUCUAUCUGUCAUCUUGGCGACACCAGCUGGAGAGGCAGCACAAAAUCACCUUCAAGUGGUGCGUCCUUGCCCCCUCUGCAGUCCUCCGGCCCCAGGCUCCAGCUCCUCGUCGUCUCGCACAGCGGCAAGCACUGCGCUUAAGUGCGUCUCGCCGCAACGGCUAUGUUGCAGAGCUGGCGGUGCGAAAGCCCUCUGAGCAGGAUUCUGAGACAUCCGACGGCGAGUCCGAGGCAGAAGGGCCCAUCGCAUGGCUUCACGUUUACGACCUGCAUGGGACCCAGGGUACCAACAGCACGCUGCAGCCCGUUGGUUUGGGCAUCUACCAUGCGGGCAUUGAGCUGUUCGGCGUGGAGUGGGCGUAUGGGUACGUCGGCGUGCAGGCCGUGGCAUGGUCUUGA